UUGACAGGUAUAGCCAAGGCGUGUGAUUGGCUGUGGUUGUUGAUUGACAGGUAUAGCCAAGGCGUGUGAGCAGAACCUGAGGAGGACCUUCCAGUACGGAGGAAGGAUCGAACACCCCAACAGCAUGGAGCUGAAGGCCAUGCUGGCUGGGCGGAGCUCCAAGAGACAGUUGUUCCUCCUACCAGGCGGCAUCGAGAGACACCUCAAAAUCAAGACCUGCUCAGUGUCUCUGGAUGCUAUAGAGGAGCUAUGUAAUGACAUGGGACUGCACAGACUGGAGGCCAUGGAUGAGUACGCUGUAUUUGUGGUCACACACCGAGGUCAGAAUGUCCGUCCCCUCAAUAAGAGGGAGUACAUCCUGGACAUUACUACGGAGGCGGAGCCAGUGGACUGUAACUACAGCCUGUGGCUCAGGAGGGUCAUCUGGACACAGCCACUUAAAUUUGACAACGAGCUCUGUGUCACCAUGCAUUAUAACCAGGUGUUACCAGACUAUCUGAAGGCCUUGCUGAGUGUGGUUCCUCAGAGUAAAGCCAGUGAGCAGCAGCUGCAGCAGUUGGCCAAGCUGGCAGCAUUACAACACCGUGUUAAAGAUAUCGUCUUCCUGCCCACCAUUGGUGAGGUCCAGGAUUAUGUCCCCCCCCAGCUCUACAUCAGACAGCCUCCUCAGCCCUGGCUCAACAUGGUCACUCAGCAUAUGCAGCAGGUCUCUCCUCUGAGUCCUCACCAGGCCAGGGCUCAGUUCCUCGGUCUGGUCAGUGCGUUCCCCAUGUUUGGUUCCUCCUUCUUCUACAUCCAGUCCAGCAGCAACAUCUCCAUCCUAGCUCCCUGUGUGUUGGCUGUCAACCAGAACGGACUGCACUUCCUACACAAGGACUCACAUGGUCUGGAGUUGUGUCUGUGUUGA
Messenger RNA from Oncorhynchus masou masou (cherry salmon), 907 nucleotides. RefSeq names its product unconventional myosin-XV-like. The coding region runs from base 125 to 907 and encodes 260 amino acids. Lineage: Eukaryota; Metazoa; Chordata; Actinopteri; Salmoniformes; Salmonidae. Gene Ontology annotation, cellular component: cytoskeleton. The record is from RefSeq and is a predicted model, not a curated record. The transcript has 8 exons.